AUUUAUCUCUGCUCCUUUGCUGACUCUGGAUGGAGGAUGGCGACGAAACCACUAACCCCUGCAGAGACCAAGGCUAAAUCCACACUCACCAAGAAGCAGAUUAAAGCCCUGGAGAAAAGCUCUUCAUCCAGCUCGGCACCAUGGAAUAAACCCACCCUCAGUGAAUUCAAGAAUAAUGCCAGCUCAUCAAUACCAUUGGAUAAACCAUCCUUCAGUGAAAUCCAGGGUUUGGAGGAAUCGUCACACACUUUUCCACUUAAGACCGGUCCCUCUACAACAAAGCCUGAUCUAAAGCCAAUGCAGACUCUGACAGAGUGCCUACAGCUUCUUCAGCAACUGGCAGAGGAGGUCAACAACAUCAGCCAGUGUGGCAGUAAGAAGACUGAACCAGAGGAGGGUACCAAAGAGCCAGGCAGCCUGGAGACCAGCAGGACACUGAUCCUCCGAUGGGCCAAGGAGCUGGAACAAAACAUGGUGAAGAAGGAAACCAAGUCGGCAGAUAAGAAGACAAGAAGAGAUGAUCCAGGAAAGAAAGCUGAAACAGAGGUGGAAAAACACAAUGAAAGGCUUCAGCAGUGGGCAAUGGAGUUGAAGAAUCUCACAGAGGCUAACGGCGUGUCUGAUGAGGAACUGAAGAAGCUGCUGUAUCCCAGAGGAGCAAAGGAGUCGAGGAUGGCUGCCAUCCUUCCACUGCUGGAGUUUGUGGCUUGGUCUCUGUUAUCAGAGGAUACUGAGGAGGCUGUAUCGAUGCGGUGGCUGCCGACCAAACAAAAGGCCUGGAAGACAGGAACUGGAAGCCCCAAAUACAUACCCCACUCAGUGUGGCAGUGGAUUCAGAGUGCUUCAGUGUCUGUCCGGUUGGACGCCAGCACCAGCCAUCCCUGGCUUUCUGUGUCCUUAGACCGCCUGCAGGUGCGGGAGGCAUCAGUGCGCCCCCCUCCUCUCUCAAACAACAGCCAGCAUUUUACUGAGUGGCCCUGCGUGCUGGGUGACACCAUCAUCACUGCAGGGAGACACUACUGGGAGGUGGAGGUGUCCCCUGAUGGUAGCUGGAGAGUAGGUGUGAUAUCAGAGUCUACUCCCAGGAAUAAAAAGCCCACCAUGUCACCCAGAAAAGGAUACUGGGUCCUGUGGAAGGGCCCCAGUAUGUGGGCCUGCACAGACGAGCCCACUAGGCUGCAGAGGGCGACUGUGCCCCGACUGAUCGGGGUGUAUGUGGAUGUUGGAGAGGGUCAAGUGUCUUUUUAUGAUGUUGAUCGGAGGGUUCACAUUUAUACUUUCUCUGAUACUUUCAAGCACAGUCUGAUCCCUAUGUUUGGCUGCCUGGACGGACGCACGGUCCUUAAAAUCAAACCAGCAUAGAGGCCAAAAAGAGUAGAUCAGACAUGUUGGUUGUAGAGUAAAAAUAUGGAUCACUUCAGUGCUUUAAACUAAUGAGUAACUGAGAUCUAAUGGAUUCAUUUACAUUUCUGAAUAAUUACCUGGAUGACUUUUUUAUAUCAUUCACUGGAAUCCAGUUUAUUGUAAGAAACUACAAGACAUGUAAAUAUGGAAAAAAAUACAAUAAAAAUAUUAAAAGAUACUUUAAAAAUGUACAAACAUAACCUCUUAAAAUGAAACAGCUAGGGAGGAAUGUGCAAAAUAUAUAUUAGGACACUUAACUACUCAACUUUUGCGAAAUGACAGGAGACCUGGGGCAGUUAGUGAACAAACAUUAUUAAUAUUUAUCAGUCUAUAUAAUGAAUGAAUUGUCUGUUUUCAACCUUUUGUCAUUUGCUGUCCUCGCUCAUCUUUGACCAGAGGUAAAUCCAGUCGCAGUAGCCCUGCAUAGGUCAGGUAUAUGCAGAUUUGAGGACAUUCAGGGCAUCCUCCACUGGCACUUUUUUCAUGAACAAGUUGUAUUUUCAUGUUUUUUUAUGCAUCCUGCCAUAUAAUACACAUUCAAAGUAGGAAAUUUAUUCCCAGUGUGAAUCAUUUUAUUGUCAUUGUGAAUAAGAAAAUGGUUGGCGGGCCACCCAGCACCCUAUCAGCUGCAUUUCACUGUUCUGGGGUAUGUACAAAGAUUCACAGUAUUCAGAAUAAAAUAAUUAAGGGUAUAUGCAAUGUACAGAGAUUUAAACCCAAUGAUAUGCAUCUUGUGUAUUUCUUUCUGAUUUGCACUUGCCAAUGUCUGCAGUUUAUUACAUUAAAGCAAUGAUGUCAAAAA
Molecule: messenger RNA, 2206 nt
Organism: Epinephelus lanceolatus (giant grouper)
Lineage: Eukaryota; Metazoa; Chordata; Actinopteri; Perciformes; Serranidae
Product: nuclear factor 7, brain-like
Molecular function (GO): protein binding
Source: RefSeq, a predicted model, not a curated record